AUGACUCUCCUUCUCGCUGCCUUCACUCCACAACGCAAACACGAAGGUAUUGCGCGCGCACACCACGCAAGAAAAAGGCAGGUGCUCGCGCCGAUCGUCGCAUUUCUGCUGAAGAGAACGUCUUCAAUCGUAGACAGGCCCGCUGCUGUAUCCUUGCUGCGGCAGCUGCUGCAUUUGCUGCAGCCGCUUUCGUAUGCUCCCGCCGCAACCCUCCGCACGCCUGAGGAGCAGCUGGCCCUGCAGCAGACGCUGCUGCUGCAGUCUUUGCAGAAGCACCAAACCCACCCCCACGGUUCGACUCCGAACCUUCCCCACACCUACGCGUGCUGCAACGCCGGUGGCAGCGGGCUGUCUCUACAGCGUAGCCUUCGCCUCACCCGUGCGCUGCUGCAGCUCCGCGCUGAGGCUGCCGCAGUCUUCGGAGCCUUGUACAGCCGGCUGGAAGCAGUGACAAACGGGGGCUUCGCAGGUAGCACAAAGCUGCUCUCGGGUAUGGGGGUUCUCGCUGCUGCUGCACAAGCGGAGGCAGCAGGAGAGGACUCACACCCCACAUCUCGGUGGCUUGCCGAGGAGAAAGCUGGCGCAGAUGCGCGCAGGGAAUGCCACACGGACAGACUUAGGGCUAUGACAGAGGUGCUCAUGCUUUGCUAUGAGCACCGUCUUGACCCCCUCAUCAGGAGUCUCUGCGGCUUUGCCACCUUUCAAGAGGCGUCGCUGCAGCCAGCGCCUCUUCAGCAAACUCAGCAGCACAGGCACCAGCACGAUACGCAAGAGACACACGUGCCUCCUGAUUCGGCCCGAACAACUGUACGCCGGCAGGAGGACGUCUCACACAUUCCUUUCGACUGUCUCUCCAUCGCUCUCGGAGCUCCUGGAACAGCAGCGCAUACAGGCAUUGCUGGUAAACUCUCAGCCUCGACCGGUGCGCAGUCCGCCUCCCCACACGCAAAGAGACAAACAGUGCGUGAAACGCAAGCAGACGCUGCCACGUGUGAACUCAAAGAGGAUGCGAUGAGAACAACGCCUCAGCACCAGCUGGUUAAGCGGCUUCUUUGCCACCUUCCCACUGCUCAGCAGAGUCUCAUUUCGGCUGUCCUCUGCUGUGGAGACACCACAACCUUAACGGCCUCCCCGGAGACCGCCUCUCAUUCCUUAGCAGAAGCUGUAGCAUCUGUACCUGCCGACAUACAAGACGCACUCCUGAAAGAGACGCUGCGAGUUUGGUUCGUAGCAGAGAGGGCUGCCUCGGGGGAAGUUCUUUACGGGGAUUUUGCCGAGUGGCCUGUUGGAGCCACAGUCUUUCUUUCCGCCUUUCCCCCUCCGUGGCUUACGCUCCCUUCAGAGGAGGCUGCCUAUGCGGCCUCUAAGGGAGCCUCUUCCCAUGCGACACCCGCUUGCUCGCUCAGUGUGUCACCUUCUAAGAGUGUGCCAGCGGAGGAUGCUGGGAAUGCCUCUAGUCGCCAAUCCCUGAGACGCGCGAAGGUGCAGGACGUCAGCAAUUCCAGCUCGGCAUGCGUCAGCACUGCCGCUUCCAGCAGCUGCAGCAGACGCGGUAGUACAGACAUCCCCGCCGCUGAAGAGGUCUCUCUUCGGCUUGCCGCUACCCGCGAGGUUCUGUUGCGCUGCGUUGCAGAGACUGCAGCAAGGCAGCACUAUUGGCCAGUUUUCCCGGGGGUGGUGCCUGUAGGCGAGGCCCCAGACAAGGCGCCUUCGGCUACUGGCGUCGAGUGUACGUACAGCGAUCGCGGCAGCAGCAGUGGCAGCAGUGGCAGCAGUGGCAGCAGCAGGGAGCGGUUCGACGCCGGGAGUGAGGAUUCGGUGCUGACCUGCUGCAGAAGUGCCUUUCCCCCGCCAGUAACCUCCCCGUCUCUUGAUGUCAGACCGCCGUGCACCUUUUCCUUCUGGCUGUACGACGAUGAAGACGCCAUCCUUUGCGAGCAGCAGCCAGAACAACAGCUUCCCCCCCCGCUCCCCCAGCCAGAGCAGCCCUACCCGCAAGCGCCUGCAGAGCAAACCUGCGGAAAUGAGAGAAUCCCCAGGAGCAGCUCCAGCGUGUGUCGUACCGCAGGGGGGCCCUUGCCUGGGCAGGUGGUCAUGCCCCCUCCUCCUUCGCACGUUCGCAGUAGAAGCAGCAGCACAAGGAUCACGAGCUUCUCCGGGAGUGCAGAAACAACUGUGCUCCGAUGGCGGCCGGCAGUCUAUCGUCAGGCAGCUCCGAGAAGCACCACAAGUCCGAUGAGCACCGCUGCCGUCUUGGGGGCAGCAGGAGAAGACAUCCUUGGCGAACAGCAGCAGCAGCUGCUGCAACAGCAGCAGCUUCAAGACCAGCACGUACCCGGCUCUAGGCAGCCUACUGACGGCAGCAACCGGAGCCAGGGAGCAAGCAGGCAUCUAGCAGCUGCUAUGCCGUCUAGACGCGAGAGACGGAACGGUGCAUCCCCAGCUCAGCAUCCCGGAGACUCUUUGCCCUUUGACAGUCCUUGGCGGCAUCCUGGGGAGCAUCCGGAGGCUCUUGACUUGGAUCUGCCCGCUGCCUCGAGCCUAGCAGAUCCAACAGUCGAAGACAGUGCUGCUUUCGACACGCUGCACACCUACGCGGCGUGGCUGGCAAGGAGUCACGGCUCUGAAGAGGCUUACACACACACGCAAAGAGACUGGGAAGGCCUCCCCCAACAGGGGGGGGUCCUGCAAGGAGAUGAGGCCCUCCGCCAUCAAGAAGCUUCUUCACGCGCGAAUGAGGAAAACUUCAUGCCAGCAUUGCAUCAAGAUGACGGCCUUUCAGACGCCGCCGAAAUGUGGCAACGAUUCGCUAUAUCCACAGACGCCGGACAACAACAGAUGCAGCAACAGCAGAUGCAACAACAACAGAUGCAACAACAACAGAUGCAACAACAACAUCAUCAUUCAAUCGAGCCAGCAGACGACGGGGACCUCCGACAGCGGGAUGCCUUUAGCUCUCGGUGGUAUUCCCCUUGGGGGGAGCCAGACAAUUCUGAAAACUCUCCUACGCCGCAUCAUCCUUUCUCUCACCGAAGCCUACGGCAGCAGGUGGUUCGAAGGGGGGGAGGUGUGACGCGCAUUGCUCUGAUAGCCCGUGGAGGUCCUCGGCCGUAUCGACAGCUGCUGCAACGCCAUGGAGACGUUGCAGCCUCUCCUUCGCCAUACACAGACAGCAACAGCGAGAGCCCCCAGCAACCGCAGAUGCAGCAACAGCAGCAGAUGCAGCAACAGCAGCAGAUGCAGUACCGUCAGUCGGUAAGCGGGCAGGUGACCAGUCAACUGCUUCGGAUGGCUUUGGCUGAAGCUGCAGCAGAGAGGGAGGUGGACGGCUGUAUUAACAGCAGCAGCAGCACGGGUAGCAGCAGCAGCAGUAGUAGUAGUAACCCUAGCUGCUGUUGUUGCUACACCCUGCCAGAGGGCGUCUCCCCGUGGCGGCUUGUGUGGGUACGUGGGUGUGUCAGUGAAACAGUAUCCGUAUGGAUUUCUCCUGAGAACCGCGUGUACGCUCAACUGCGCGUCCCUCUCCAGACGACCACAUACACCGAUUACCAGGCAGUUGCCGCCUCGCUGGCUAGCAGCAAGCCUCUGCCUCGCCGUCGAUGGACUCAUGUGGGCUUGAGUGUGGGAGCCGUCAUGGGAGAGGGUUCAGUCCUGGGGAUGCGGCUUUUUUUGGACGGGGAGGAAGUGGCUGCAGCAUCCAUAAGCAGCAGAUGCUGUCUGUGUCAAGGGCCUCUGCCCUUCUGGGUAGCCCCUUUGCCGCUGCCUCUCCGGCUCGAGGAGGUAAUGCGUUCCCCUCCCCACCCGCCUUUGCCGCAGCAGCACCAGCAGCAGCAGCAACUGCGGAAGCCCAAGUGCAGGGCGCACUCUAUGAGGGGCCUUAUGGCGGAUUUGAGAGUCUACCCUGCCUGUCUUAGCGCUCGCGAACUGCAAGCCAUGGUCCUCACGACGGAUGCUGCCUACGGCUCCGAGCGGAUAGCGCAGCUUCUCCACCGUCUGCACAGCAACCACGAUAGCAGUGCUGCUGGCAGCGGCAUGGGCACAAGCAGCUGUCUCAGGAUCCCCCUUACGCAGCGCAGCGACACACACACAGAGACCUGGAGCGCAGCCGUGACACCAACAAGGCAACAAAUGCCUCCUCCCCACCACCAACAAACUCCGCGAAAACCACAGCCUGACGAGCUUCUACUCAUGCACCUCAGUCACGACGAGGAUUUGUUGCAGCUGUGGCGACAGCAACGGGGGUGGACAGAUUGGGAAGACACUCGACGGCCCCUCCCUGCUGAUCCACGUACAGUCCUUUGGCGAUACGCGGGGGGCCAAAUGCACCAACACCAGCAGCAGCAGCAGAAGCAGCAGCAAGAACAGCAACAUCACCAUCAACCCCAGCAGCCUGGAGGCAAAUGGGAACUGGUGUUGCAGCAUGUGGAUCUGCUGGUGAGCGAGGAGGUUAUGAGUGGAGUCUUGAGUCUUCUGGAUGCGAGCACUGAGCUCAGGCAACUAAGCGAUCCAGCAGGGGCAGCAACAGGCAGUGGCAAUGCCAGUUCUGUUGAAAACCGCGGAGACAUCGACACUGCGCACCACUUCAGCUCGUUGCUGCUGCAGCAAGAGGGUGGAAGACCCUUGCAACAGCACGAGCACCUUUCAUCUGCUUUACUGCGAAAGCUUCUCGCUGCCAAUCAAAAUCUGUGGGGGGUGGCCGAGGUGUCUCUGCAGCUCUGCAGAGCUCUUACGCAGCUGGUUGUUUCCAUCGGGCCGUGCUUGGAGAUCUUCUCCCCGAAGCGAUCCUCCUUCUCGCUCGUGCUGCAGAGAUUCAGGCACCUGCUUCCAGGCAGCUUGAAGCGCUGGCUCGUCAGUCUGUGCUUGUCUUUGUCAGAAGAUCCCCGUGCGGACGGCCGUUUGCGUGUGAGCAUCAACAGGGCACGAGCGCUGCGCGCCGCAGAAGGAGCAGCAACUGCAGCUGCGACGGCUCCUGCAACUGCGACGGGGGCUACAACUGCGUCUGCAACUACACCUGCAACUACACCUGCAACUACACCUGCAACUACACCUGCAACUACACCUGCAACUACCCCUGCCGCUACCCCUGCCGCUACACCUGCAGCUGCGCCUGCGCCUUCUGUAUUGGCAGUCCAACGCAGCAGCAAUCAAUUUAAGGACGUCACCAUGCAGCUCUCUGCUCAGCUGGAGGGUGUAUCUCCCUGGCUGCUCAGACGCGGCACGCGAGUCUGGUUUGUGGCGUAUGAGGGCGAAGGAGGCAUCGAUGCAGGAGGCCUCUACAGAGAUCUCUUUUCGCACAUUGCAGCCGAGCUGCAAAGCCCCGGCAGUAGCAAUGCCUUGCUUUUGCCUUGUGCAAACAGCCGCGGCUUUGGGGAGAACCAGGAUCAAUGGGUAAUCAAUCCCAGCGCAGUGACGCCGUCGAGCCUCACGGCAUACCGCAUGCUUGGUCAACUCAUGGGUAUUGUUGUCAGGGGCCGCCUUACUCUUGGAUUGGAUUUGCCACCACUGGUGUGGCGCCCCCUAGUUGCUCAGCCUGUGGGGCCUCGGGAGCUGGAGGCAACGGACGCGCUCUUCGUGCAAAUUCUGAAGAAGAUUUUGACUCUUGAGACGGAGGGUGUAGACGCUGAGACAUUCCAUGAGGUCUUUCCUCUUGCUUGGGCAACUACGUCUGCAGCUGGGGAGGUGGUAGCUCUCAAAGCCAACGGUGCAGAUAUCCCUGUAGCCUGGGAAGAACGACAGCACUAUGUUCUAAGGGCUCUGGCGUUCCGACAGGCCGAAGGGCAGCUCCAGCUAAGAGCUCUACGGCAGGGCCUUGGCGACGUCGUGCCUUUGCAAGUCAUAGAUCUGCUCAGCCCCUAUCAGCUGCAGCGCCUUGUCUGCGGCAGCCCUUCCAUCGAUCUGCAGCUUCUCAAGAGCCACACACGAUACACUGGAUAUACGGCAAGCGACAAGCAAAUUCAAUGGUUCUGGCAAGCCUUAGAGUCCUUCACGCAAGCAGAACGGCAGAGCUUCCUGCGAUUUGUCUGGGGUCGCUCACGGCUGCCCCCCCCUCAUGCCGCAUGGGAGCAAGACAUGGAGGUUGCCCUGAAGGUGCCCGCGAUGCAGCUGUCGCGUGGUGGCGCGACGAUUAUUACAACAACAACAACCACAGCAGCUGCUGCAGCAGCAACUGCUGCUGCCGCUGCCGCUGCUGCUGCUGCGGCGGACGUGGCCGCUUCUGCUUCUCUGGCAGAAGUUUCGCCUAGGACCAUUAGGACGCCAGACUCCGGAGAUCGCGUAGUUGCCGACUUCGGGGCAAGGAGAAUUGCGCACCCCUCAGGAUGCAGCUUCUCUCUGCAGCGCCUCACUGACCAAAUGUUGCCGCAGUCGCACACGUGUUUCUUCCAGGUGGACCUUCCUCCUUACUCGAGCUACGAGAUCCUAAGAAGCAAAUUACUUUAUGCGGUAACGGAGGGCAUAGCUAUCGACGCAGACAACACUGCAGACGCAGCUAACUGGGACUUUGAGGGAGACUGA
Molecule: messenger RNA, 6513 nt
Organism: Cyclospora cayetanensis
Lineage: Eukaryota; Apicomplexa; Conoidasida; Eucoccidiorida; Eimeriidae
Exons: 12
Coding region: 1-6513 (2170 amino acids)
Molecular function (GO): ubiquitin-protein transferase activity
Source: RefSeq, a predicted model, not a curated record